UUUAACUACGUUGCCUGAGCUUUUUGCUGAAGUGUUUAUGAUGAUGUCACAAAGCAAGUUUUUUACAAACCUUUUAGGAGUAGCUCAUUUUUAAGUCACUAAAAUCAGUAACAUAAAAUGAUAUUUUUAAAGUGAAGCAUGGUAGAGGUGAUAAAAUCACUUCCAUGGCUUUUUCACUAAGAACGUGCCAACAUGGGCCACAUUCGCACCAAAACUGUGAAGAAGGCAGCCCGGGUCAUCAUAGAAAAGUACUACAUGCACCUGGGCAAUGACUUCCACACGAACAAGCGUGUGUGUGAGGAGAUCGCCAUUAUCCCUAGCAAGAAGCUCCGCAACAAGAUAGCAGGCUAUGUCACGCAUCUGAUGAAGUGGAUUCAGAGAGGUGCAGUAAGCGGUAUCUCCGUUAAGCUGCAGGAGGAGGGAGAAAGGAAAGACAGUUAUGUUCCUGAGGUCUCAGCCCUGGGUCAGGAGAUCAUUGAAGUAGAUCCUGACACUAAGGAAAUGCUGAAGCUUCUGGAUUUCGGCCGUCUGUCCAACCUGCAGGUCACUCAGCCUACAGUUGGGAUAAAUUUCAAAACACCUCAGGGACCUGUUUGAAUCUUUUCUGCAAUGCUGUAUUAUUUUCAACAAACUUGGG
Callithrix jacchus (white-tufted-ear marmoset) is the source of this 637-nucleotide messenger RNA. NCBI's taxonomy places the organism in Eukaryota, Metazoa, Chordata, Mammalia, Primates, Cebidae. The record is from RefSeq and is a predicted model, not a curated record.